Messenger RNA from Rhincodon typus (whale shark), 576 nucleotides. RefSeq names its product phospholipid-transporting ATPase IF-like. The record is from RefSeq and is a predicted model, not a curated record. The transcript has 4 exons. Gene Ontology annotation, biological process: phospholipid translocation. Gene Ontology annotation, molecular function: ATPase-coupled intramembrane lipid carrier activity; ATP hydrolysis activity; ATP binding. Lineage: Eukaryota; Metazoa; Chordata; Chondrichthyes; Orectolobiformes; Rhincodontidae. The annotation marks the transcript as partial. Gene Ontology annotation, cellular component: trans-Golgi network; recycling endosome; endoplasmic reticulum.
UUUCCAGGUGUGGCUGUCUACACUGGAAUGGAUGCUAAAAUUGCUUUGAAUUAUAAGAGCAAAUCACAGAAACGCUCGUCUGUAGAAAAGUCUAUGAACACUUUUCUGAUAGUCUUCCUAGAAAUUCUUGUGAUUGAAGCAGUCAUUAGUACCAUCUUGAAAUACGCUUGGUGGUAUGAACCUUCGUACAAUGAAAGAACGACACAGGAGAAAAACAGCAGUAGAAUUCUGACUGGUAUAUCUGAUUUCUUGGCUUUCUUGGUGCUGUACAAUUACAUCAUUCCAAUUUCACUGUAUGUUACCGUUGAGAUGCAGAAGUUCUUGGGAUCUUUUUUCAUUGUAUGGGAUCUUGACUUGUAUCAUGAUGCAACAGGUCAGCGUGCACAGGUUAACACAUCAGACCUUAACGAAGAACUUGGGCAGGUGGAGUACGUGUUUACAGACAAAACUGGAACGCUGACUGAAAAUGAAAUGAAGUUCAGGGAAUGCUCUAUUAAUGGCAUUAAAUACAAAUACAUUAACGGCAGUUUGGUCCGUGAAGGAGUGACUGAGUUUGACGGGAAAAAAAACACUUUC